UUGCGUCGAUUCCCCUCUCGCCCACCUGUUUGUACAUAAAUCUAUCGCUUCAACCGAGCGAGUAAUCAAGCCAUUGGCUGGGGAUAUUAUUACGAUAAUUAAACAGCCUCCCCUAUGUACCGCAAAAACGUCUGUUGUUUUAUCUUUACCGAUAAUUUGGACUUCCUGGGCUGCGUUCGGAUAGACAACGGACAAUAUCAAUGUGUGCAGGGCGGGAUUGAAGAACAUGAACAGAAUAACAUCGUGGAGGCGGGAUUGCGCGAGAUAAAGGAGGAAAUUGGCCUCCUUCCGCACGACGUCGAACUGGUGCAGGAGAUUCCGCCCCCAAACGGGGAUCCGACCGUCUUCCGGUAUAAAUCCAAAUCCUUAAGGAAGAAAUAUAAAGUUAUUGGUCAAGAGCAGCGCAUCCUCCUCUUCUACGCCCCUCGCGAUAUUAUCCAAAAGGUGGUGGUGAUCCCUCCCAAGAAUCUCAAGGCUCGACGAGAGUUCGAGAGGGUGGAGUGGGUUUCCAUGGCGGAGUUGUGCGAGAAGUGCCCUCCCAGUAAGGCGCAUAUUUUUAAACUAGUCAACGAACUUGCCCUACCGAUCGCUCGGAAUUAUUUGAAAAUCACGCACAAGAAUCCCCUUUAA
Messenger RNA from Phytomonas sp. EM1, 630 nucleotides. The record is from the annotation of a GenBank genome assembly. NCBI's taxonomy places the organism in Eukaryota, Euglenozoa, Kinetoplastea, Trypanosomatida, Trypanosomatidae.